AAGAUGGACGCCAGGAACCUGGCUGUCUGCAUCUCGCCCAACCUGCUCCCCGUUGAGCCCCUGUCCCUGGACAAGGUGGAGAAGGUCACGGCCCUGACGCAGUUCCUCAUCGAGAACUGCAGCGAAAUAUUAGGCGACGGCCUGCAGACUCUUGCCGUGGACCCUGCCGAGGAGGACCGGCUCGCUGACAGCACAGACUCCCUGUCGUCACAUGGGCAGGACUCGGCCUAUAACAGCGCAGACCCGGAGGCGGAAGCGGACCCGGCAGCAGACAGACCGCCGUCACCCGUGGCCGCGGCCACGCCUUCCCGCCGCCCGGGCCAGCCCGUGGGCAUGCGCAAGCUGCUGUCGCGCGCCCAGGGCGACGAGGGGGACCGCCUGGUCCAGCCGCUCGCCAAGCAGGCCUCGCACGACUCCUUCCUGCUGCCCAGCCGCGUGCGCCUCUGCCAUCUCCCCCAGUACCUGGAUCCCGCCAUGCUCCACUCGGCCAGCAUGGACACGCUGCUGUCGCUCGCCCGGGGCAACGAGGGGGACCGCCUGGUCCAGCCGCUCGCCAAGCAGGCCUCAUACGACUCCUUCCUGUGUCCACCUGGGGGUCAGUAA
This is a messenger RNA of Anguilla anguilla (European eel), 603 nucleotides long. Its product is annotated as T-cell activation Rho GTPase-activating protein-like. Gene Ontology annotation, biological process: signal transduction. Gene Ontology annotation, molecular function: GTPase activator activity. NCBI's taxonomy places the organism in Eukaryota, Metazoa, Chordata, Actinopteri, Anguilliformes, Anguillidae. The record is from RefSeq and is a predicted model, not a curated record. The transcript is spliced from 3 exons. The coding region runs from base 4 to 603 and encodes 199 amino acids.